Cynocephalus volans (Philippine flying lemur) is the source of this 1401-nucleotide messenger RNA. It is a transcript of the gene RASGEF1C, whose product is annotated as RasGEF domain family member 1C. Gene Ontology annotation, biological process: Ras protein signal transduction; positive regulation of GTPase activity. The transcript is spliced from 13 exons. The record is from RefSeq and is a predicted model, not a curated record. Gene Ontology annotation, cellular component: plasma membrane. Bases 1 to 1401 code for a protein of 466 amino acids. Lineage: Eukaryota; Metazoa; Chordata; Mammalia; Dermoptera; Cynocephalidae. Gene Ontology annotation, molecular function: guanyl-nucleotide exchange factor activity.
AUGCCCCAGACGCUAAGUGCCUCCGACAUGGUCACCCCAGGCAGCCUCAGCCCACCCCCAACAGAGGCCACAGAUGGCGAGCAGGCCAGGCAGCCCCUUCUGGACGGAGCUCCAUCCUCAGCCUCCCUGGACACCCUGAUCCAACACCUGGUGCCCACAGCCGACUACUACCCUGAGAAAGCCUACAUCUUCACCUUCCUGCUGAGCUCUCGCCUCUUCAUCGAGCCCCGGGAGCUGCUGGCCCGGGUCUGCCAUCUGUGUAUCAAGCAGCAGCAGCUGGACAAACCGGUGCUGGACAAGGCCCGGGUCCGGAAGUUUGGCCCCAAACUGCUCCAGCUGUUGGCCGAGUGGACGGAGACCUUCCCGCGGGACUUCCAGGAGGAGUCAACCAUCGGGCACCUGAAGGACGUGGUGGGCCGCAUCGCCCCCUGUGAUGAGGCGUACCGCAAGAGAAUGCAUCAGCUCCUGCAGACUCUGCACCAGAAGCUGGCAGCUCUGGGCCAGGGGCCAGAAGGCCUGGUGGGUGCGGAUAAGCCCAUCUCCUACAGGACCAAGCCGCCAGCCUCCAUCCACAGGGCACUCCUUGGCGUCUGCAGCGACCCCUUCAUGCUGGCCCAGCAGCUGACCCAUGUGGAGCUGGAGCGGUUGCGACACAUCGGACCUGAGGAGUUUGUCCAGGCUUUUGUGAACAAGGACCCUCUGGCCAGCACAGAGCCCUGUUUCAGUGACAAGACUAACAACCUGGAGGCUUACGUGAAAUGGUUCAACCGAUUGUGCUACCUUGUAGCGACUGAGAUCUGCAUGCCAGCCAAGAAGAAGCAGAGGGCCCAGGUGAUCGAGUUCUUCAUCGAUGUGGCCCGUGAGUGCUUCAACAUCGGCAACUUCAACUCCCUGAUGGCCAUUAUCUCCGGCAUGAACAUGAGCCCCGUCUCUAGGCUGAAGAAGACCUGGGCCAAAGUGAAGACGGCCAAGUUUUUCAUCCUCGAGCACCAGAUGGACCCAACAGGGAAUUUCUGCAACUACAGGACAGCCCUGCGUGGGGCAGCCCACCGCUCCCUGACUGCCCACAGCAGCCGGGAGAAGAUCGUCAUUCCCUUUUUCAGCCUGCUCAUCAAAGACAUCUACUUCCUUAAUGAGGGCUGUGCCAACCGCCUUCCCAAUGGACAUGUCAACUUUGAGAAAUUUCUGGAGCUGGCCAAGCAGGUUGGAGAGUUCAUCACAUGGAAACAAGUGGAAUGUCCCUUCGAGCAUGACCCCAGCAUCACCCACUACCUGUACACUGCCCCCAUCUUCAGUGAGGACGGUCUUUAUUUGGCUUCUUAUGAAAGUGAGAGUCCAGAGAAUCAAACAGAAAAAGAGAGGUGGAAAUCGCUAAGAUCUUCUAUUUUGGGGAAGACAUGA